Molecule: messenger RNA, 798 nt
Organism: Geodia barretti
Lineage: Eukaryota; Metazoa; Porifera; Demospongiae; Tetractinellida; Geodiidae
Source: the annotation of a GenBank genome assembly
AUGGUGCUGUCCGGCGACCUGGAGGUAUCGCUGCUGGAUGAGGCGCCGCCGGGCAGGACCCCGGUGGGCACGGUGGUGGUGCAGGAGGCCCAGAGACAGAGGGUCUACGAGCGGGUGCGCGCCGCGGUGACGGGCGGACGCCAGGCCUAUCUCGUGUACCCGCUGGUAGAGGAGUCCGAGAAAAUGCCCCUGGCGGCCGCCGAGACUAUGGCACGGGAGCUGUCCCAGGACCGUGAUGAAGGCUCGCCUGGGGCUGGUCCACGGCCAGAUGCCCGCCGCCGAGCGGACCAGGUGAUGCGGCGUUUCCGGCAGGGGGAGAUCCAGGUGCUGGUGGCCACCACCGUCAUCGAGGUGGGCAUCGACGUGCCCGGGGCCACCCUCAUGGUGGUCGAACACGCCGAGCGAUUCGGCCUCGCGCAGUUACACCAGCUUCCGGGAAGGGUAGGGCGGGGCCGGGACGAAUCCCAUUGCGUCCUGAUCCACUACGGCUCCCGGGACGACGAUUCCCGCCGUCGUCUGGAGGUCCUGGAACGGGCCGCCGAUGGCUUCGAGGUCGCCGAGGCCGACCUGAGAUUCCGCGGCGCCGGCGAGAUCCUCGGCACACGCCAGGCCGGUUACCAGGGAUUCCGCGUGGCGCACCUGGUGCGGGACAACGAGGUGCUGCAGGCGGCGCGGCACGAGGCGCGUGACUGGAUCGCACACGACCCAGGUCUGCGCAGCGAGAUCUCGCAAAGAAUCAGAGAGGUGCUGCGACACCGUUGGGGAGAAAGCAUGCCACUGGGAGCAUGGGCGGAUUAA